CGGAGCGGCGAUUGGCCUGCGAGCAGCGGCGGAAGCAGAAGCGGUGGGUGCGCAGGCGCGGUGCAGCCCGGGCCGAGGGCAGGGAGGUGCCAUGGAGUGGCGGGGCGAGCCGCAGCGGCCGAACAGCAUGAACCAGGGGGACUCAAACCCGGCAGCGGUGCCGCACGCCGCGGAGGACGUUCAGGGGGAUGACCGGUGGAUGUCACAGCACAACAGGUUUGUCUCGGACUGCAAAGACAAGGAGCCCGAUGUGCUCUUCGUGGGGGACUCCAUGGUGCAGCUGCUGCAGCAGUAUGAGAUCUGGCGGGAGCUCUUCUCACCCCUUCAUGCACUGAACUUUGGAAUCGGUGGAGACACCACAGGCCAUGUCCUAUGGAGACUGAAGAACGGUGAACUGGAGAACAUUAAACCCAAGGUCAUUGUUGUUUGGGUUGGAACAAAUAACCAUGAAAACACAGCCGAGGAAGUAGCAGGAGGGAUCGAGGCCAUCGUGCGCCUGAUCAACACCCAGCAGCCACAGGCCAAAGUCAUUGUGCUGGGCCUGCUACCUCGUGGAGAGAAGCCAAACCCGCUGCGGCAGAAGAACGCCAAGGUGAACCACCUGCUGAAAGCCUCGCUCCCCAAACUGUGCAACGUGCAGCUCCUGGAUGUGGACGCCGGCUUCGUGCACUCGGAUGGCACCAUCUCCUACCACGACAUGUUUGAUUUCCUGCACCUCACGGGAGGGGGCUACGCAAAGAUCUGCAAACCCCUCCACGAACUGAUCAUGCAGCUGCUGGAGGAGACCCCCGAGGAGAAACGAGCUGCCCUGGCCUGAGCUCCCCCCAUCGACAGCAUCACCCAGCCCAUCAGAUCAGUUCUGUCACUGGCACUACAGAAUCCUUCUUUCUUAAAGCACUUUCCAUUGUAGAAUGUUACCGGAUGUCCGUACCUAGUGUUUUGAGGGGGAAGGCUGAUGUUUAACUGGUCUUGUACAGAUGAGGGCCGGCUGGGUUGCUUUUAUUGCAGGAGGAAAGUAGCUGAUGAAGAGUUUUACUUUUAAACCAUUCCUCAUUCACAAGGAGAACAGGACUGUCACUCUGUGCCCCUCUCAUGUCUUGUUGCUCUGUGGUUGUCCUAGAACCCCCGUGGCCACGCUCGGCUCCCGGCUGUAGGCGUUGUGCUCUGUGUUAGCGCUGACCAAGAAUCACAUUCCACUUGCAAAGCCACAACAGAUGCAUUUUCCCAAACUCGGUCCCACCUUUGGAAGCUUUUUUUGGUUGGGGGUUAAUGACACGUGCUGCUUUCUCACUCCUUCUCCCUGAAGCAGCAUGAAGCUGGAACUGGGAAGUGCACAGGAGCAAGCGGCUCGCUCCAGCGCUUGCCCUUGUGCUGUUUCCACCAGGGCACUUUUCCUUCCCUCCCUGUGCCAUGUGGCUGCGGUGCUGCUGCUGCCGCCCUGUGCUCUGCCCCGUGUUGUUGCUGGCUUUUCACAGUAGCUCAGUUUAGGAUUCUGAUCCCCCAGUGACACUGCGCUGGGCAGUUGCUUCCUCGCUGCUCUAGAGCUGCUGUUCCGUUCAUCCCGAGCUGCCUGUGCCACGGGGCUCUCACAGUGCUGUGCGUUGCUCCUUUCUGUUCUUUUUUAAGGUAUGACUGUUACAUCCUUUAUUCCUAAAGGAAACCCGUUGCCCUGCCGCUGUCCCAAGGCCUGCAGCACUCUGAAGCUUUACAGAUUCCAAGGUGUACAUUUCUUUGUUGCUUCUGGUUUACUUGUACAAACAUUUUGUUGGAGCAACUACAGCCUCUUGCAGUAACAAGUGCAGCAGAGGUGCAGGUUCUCCUGCCCUGGCCACUGCUCCUUGCUCCUGGCUGAGGCAGCCACAGGGGCAGGGGUCCAGGCCAGGCAGGAUUUGGGUUUAGUUUCUGUUAGGAGGGCUGCAGUAGUCACUAACGGUUGUAUGCAAACAGCUUUUACUUACAAGAGAAAGGUUCUCUUUUUCAGAAGGAAGCUGGUUUGGACCCAUACAGCAGAGCCCUCAGUGAACAGAUAACUCCACUUGCCAGGAAACUUGUUUUCAGCCCAGUCAGUUCCUCCUUGGCUUUACCUGCCGGAGCUGGUGCCAUGCACCUUGCCAUGGCUCACACUGCAGUAUCCGGCCAUGAGCCACCCCCGUGGGUCCUGGCAGGUAAAUCCAAGAGGAACGACUGGCUUUGUAUCAGGCACUCCACAGCGUGUCGGGCACGAGGGGUGUUGAGGUGUCCGGGAUGCUUGCUGCGCUCUGCUGCAGCGAAGCACGUUGGUGCUGUACAUAGUUUGUCUGCCCUUCUUCAUAGCAGAGGGUGCUGGUGUUUGCUGCGUCUAUAACCUCGCAUUAAGGAAUACAUGACUGUCCCCGCUACCUUCCCCUCUUCCUGUAGAUUUGAUCAUAGCAGGAUUCCUGCCUGGAUUGCAUGCAUAGUGUGUUUUGUUUCCAGUAUAUGUGAUCUACACACAGAUGAAGGAAAGAUGUUCCGCUUGCCAGGAUCGGAAGUAGGGAGCUCGGCAGUGGAGCAGGGAUUCCGGUCCUGCCCCACGAGCCAGGCUGGGGCUGUGCUGCUCCCGAGGCUCGCUCCACAGCUCUGCUUGUCGCUGCCCACUCCCAACCUGUCCCACUCCACCUGCAGGCUUCUAUGUGAGGGCAGCGAGGGGUUCUGGAGCUAAAACCCAGCACCUCCUCCUGAGCCGGGUAGAGGAGGCUCCUCCUUAGGGGCUGAGCAUCGUCUGUUUCAUGUUCAUUGCAGCAGGGACAUAAAACAAAGGAAGUGAAAUGACAGAAAGAGCCUCUUGUAACUUACCAGGGGACGGGAGGAUGAUCGCAGGAUGGGACCUACGAGGAGGAAAGCCCAUGCCCGGAGGUGCUGCCCUCUCCGCUCGCCGCCCUGAGCCUUCCCCGGGACAAAACAGUUGUGAUUCUGCUUUGGCAAAAUGCAUCGGCUGGUAGAGCUCACUGUUAGUGCAUAUCGCGAUAUAAAUGUCAGUGUUUCACCCCA
Molecule: messenger RNA, 3009 nt
Organism: Neopsephotus bourkii (Bourke's parrot)
Lineage: Eukaryota; Metazoa; Chordata; Aves; Psittaciformes; Psittacidae
Gene: PAFAH1B2
Product: platelet activating factor acetylhydrolase 1b catalytic subunit 2
Exons: 6
Coding region: 92-817 (241 amino acids)
Source: RefSeq, a predicted model, not a curated record